Molecule: messenger RNA, 1313 nt
Organism: Pseudogymnoascus destructans
Lineage: Eukaryota; Fungi; Ascomycota; Leotiomycetes; Thelebolales; Thelebolaceae
Exons: 2
Coding region: 274-873 (199 amino acids)
Source: RefSeq, a predicted model, not a curated record
CCAAAAAAUAAACCACGGAUCUUGCCCCUUGUAUUAUCAUAAACCACCCAUCGUGCUGUGGUCGUCGACGCCGCCCGCGGCAACCUUGGCCGCGACCCCAGCAAAUCUACAACUUUGCCGCUAACCGCGCUAAACAGCCCCCAUCUCUCCACUCUCUGUAUAUAAAUCCAACAACCCAACAAUGAAUACCACCUCCAUCCACUCCAUAUCCUAGAUACGUGCUCUUAUCCACUUCACACUUUAUACAUAAUAUCCACGUCACGCCAAAUAACGAUGUCACGCGCCGCAGCCGCAGCGGCAAAUGCAGCAGCCCACACAGCGGCAGAGCGCGUGUUGCACAUUCGCGCGCAUCCUACGCCAGUGACGAUGGCGGCGCGACAGAGGGUGCUGGUUGCGCUUGAGUCAUUUGGGGAGGUAGAGCAUUUUCGGAGCUUGAAGCACCACCCCACAACCCCCACCACCUCAGCCUUUCACGCCAUCCUGCCCCCAACCGCCUCCCGCGCCCUCCUCGCCGCCUCCCCCCUCACCAUCCCCCUCACCCAGCCCGCGCCAGAGUCUCAAUCACCAGGCCCCUACCAGGAAAACCUAACCCUCACCAUCCGGCCCUCCCCGCACCUCCCCCCCCUCUCCAUACGCUCCUCCCCAAUCUACGGCCCCUACACACCCACCCACCCCCGCCACUCCGCUAUCACCGCAGACCUACUCGGCCGCGUACCCCCCGGCGUCGCGCAGAAGGGGUUAUGCGAUUGGGAGAGCGACGCGCCGCGGGAGCGGAGGGCAUGGGGCGUUGGACUUGGGAGCGGCGGCGUGCCUUGGAGGAUUAGGCGGAGGGAGAAGGAGGGAGGGGGGGAUAGGUGGAUGACUGGAGGAUGAUAGUUAAGCUAAGAUGGGUACGACGAUGCGGCAUGACGACCGGGCGCGGGUCGCCUUGCUGUAUAUCCUGGGACAUUUACCGGGGGAACGGUUCCGGACACACAAACGGCGCAGAUGCACAGGAUAUAUACUGUACCACGAUUGGCAGCGUGCUUCUGGUUGAUGAUAUGCUCUGGCAACGUGGCUAAUGGAACGCCGACGCACUCUGGGGACAAAGUUGAAGAAUGGAUGAGAGAUGUAGUAAUGAGUAUAGAGCAAAGGACGAGAGAAGCGGAGCGAAGGAUGAGCAAGAGGGAGCAGCCACUGGCGUCGUAAAAGGAGGAACCUCUCAUUUACACGAAGCGGCGGCCACUGACGAGAUCGUUAUUGUAUGUAUAUAUAUGUAAAUCAAUCUCGCAGACUGCCGAACCACCCACAUCAUAAAGCAACACUCAUGAACC